Trichoderma gamsii is the source of this 1440-nucleotide messenger RNA. RefSeq lists its product as hypothetical. NCBI's taxonomy places the organism in Eukaryota, Fungi, Ascomycota, Sordariomycetes, Hypocreales, Hypocreaceae. Bases 1 to 1440 code for a protein of 479 amino acids. Gene Ontology annotation, molecular function: DNA-binding transcription factor activity, RNA polymerase II-specific; zinc ion binding. Gene Ontology annotation, biological process: regulation of DNA-templated transcription. The transcript has 4 exons. The record is from RefSeq and is a predicted model, not a curated record.
AUGGGGCGAUACCCAACCAGCGGCUACUGCCAUACAUGUCGAAAAAGACGUGUGAAAUGUGACAAGGCCAAACCGUCAUGCGGCCAAUGUUUACGCUCCGGCCAUUUUUGCAGAGGUUACCAGCCUGUUCUACGGAUGCAGCAUUAUGUGGCUAUGAGUCAAGAUAGCGCCAGAUCGCCGCGCGUAGCGACGAAAAGGCUUGCUAUUCCGAAUGACGGGUGCUUAACGAGAGCGGCCAUGGGGAGAUUUGAUGACGAGCUUCAUUUGUACUUCCACUCUGUCUAUCAAUGGGCGCCUUUCUGGUAUCCGAUGUUGAAGGCGGCCGUUGAUGCCGGCUCACCUGCUGUUAACCGGCUUUGCAGUUUAGCUAUUAUAUAUGGAUGCAUGGGAAAAGAACUCAAAGCUCAGACAAUGCUGGCGAAAUCUCAGGCGUUUUAUGCAGAAGCUCUACACCGAGCUCGAGCUCUGAUUGAGCAGACAGAUAAAACAGCAUUGGCUAAGCUAGUACCUGCAGUCCUUAUGAUGGCCAUGUACGAGUGGUCAGUACAAGACCGUACCGGGAAUACUCACAUCCAUGGUUUGAACCAAAUUUUGGAAUACUGCGGGCCCAAAUAUUUUGAGCAAGAGGCACUGAUUUCUAUAUACAGAUCAUGUAGAAUCCUGCAUACUUGCUGGGGUGUUCGAAACCGACGGCGCUCCCUUUUCGAAGCUCCGAGCUGGGCGUCUGUUCCAUGGAAACGCCAUCUCAAUACAACCGAGGACACACUGCUGAAUAUCUUGAUUGGCAUCCCCGGACUCAUUGAGGAUAUGGCGAAGCAGCGUGACUAUACGCGCUUUGAACACGUAAUAAGCGACUAUAUCUCGGAGCUUCAUCAAUGGCGAAUUGCGUGGCAUCGUGAACAUCCUACUGCCGUGUGGGAAACUUUUACAGACGAACCUGACUCGGUUCUUUCCUUGGACGAGACCCUAUCAAGGCCUCUAGAGUUCAAUUCCGUAUCUUUGGCCCUAGAAAUACUGUAUUGCGACGCCGCACUCGUACAGCUUACGCGGCUGAAACGGUACAUUCUCUUUCCGUCCAUGCAGCCAAAGCCAGUAAGGCCGGAGGAUAUGGUAUACAUUUGCCAAAUGGCGUAUGGAGCAAACGGAAAUGGCCUCUUGCUCCCUCACCAAGUCCGAUUCGAAUCCCAAUUAGCUAUUGAAGCACUGAGAAUCACUCAGUAUAUUACGAAGCAGUUACAAAGCUCCGCAAUUGACCGAUAUAUACCACCAUCGCCUUUUGGCAUAAUAUACUGGGCGUUGGUAGAUGAACCUGAAGUGCAAAGUUGCGUAGCUUCUAAGCUGCUCAAGUGCCCGCCGUUCUCGAACAACAAAACGUUUGACGAAUUUAAAGUGAACUUUCAAGUUCCACGAAGACGGUCAAUAGUGGGUUUGGAAAACUAA